Molecule: messenger RNA, 3293 nt
Organism: Panicum virgatum (switchgrass)
Lineage: Eukaryota; Viridiplantae; Streptophyta; Magnoliopsida; Poales; Poaceae
Product: phosphatidylinositol 4-phosphate 5-kinase 6-like
Exons: 8
Coding region: 547-2940 (797 amino acids)
Biological process (GO): phosphatidylinositol metabolic process
Molecular function (GO): ATP binding; 1-phosphatidylinositol-4-phosphate 5-kinase activity
Source: RefSeq, a predicted model, not a curated record
AGAGUAUAUAGCUAGUCUGUUGGAAAUCAUGGACAAAUAGAGAGUGAAAGUUACCUAAUUGGAUAACUAUAUAGCAAUAUAGAGAGUAUGAUUUGGAUAAUCUGUUGGAGAUGCUCUUAGCUUUCCCGGCUUUCCCCGUAAUUACGUAGCCUGCCUGAUUGCCGGAAUCCAUCUGGUUUACAGUGUGUUGGCCUGGAAAAGCUUGGGGAAAGAGAGAAAUGGCAUGCAUUCCACAGGAAAACUGUGAGGAGGUCUUCAUCUUCCUCACGGAUCCUAUUAUUUGGGUUGGCAGUAGAAUAGUAGUGAACGCCUCAACGGCCGAGGCGCUGUGUCCGCUUCCCUCCAAAUGUUGCGCUCCCGAGCUCUCCUCUCCUCGGCUCCCACCCCGACAAGUCCUCCCAGCCUCCGACCAGCGAGAGCUCAUGUCCUUGGGCACAGCGACCGACUCGUAAUCCAAGGCAAAAACAGCGACCGCCAUGCACCACAGACCAGGGUUCGCUCCGGCCCGGUCGUGCUGACCUCUCGCCACGUUCACCAGCGACCAGCAUGGCGACGUCGUCGGCGAGGAAGAUGAGCCAGCUCCCCGCCCCGGCCAGCCGGCUGUGGGAGGCGAGCAUCCGCAAGCUCCAGACCAUCCGCCGCGUCGGCACCGUCGUGCCCGCCCCCCUGGGGACCGUCGACGGCGCCGACGCCGCCGCCACGCCCUGCCUCCUCUCCGUCAGCUCCUCGGCGUCCAACACCAUCUACCAGUACCACGAGGACGGCGAGGAGAGCGACACCAGCAACGAGGGCGGCAACGACGAGUCGGACGACGACGACGCGGCGCUCGGCGAGCCCACCCACGCCGAGCAGCUGCUGCCGAGCGGGGACUUCUACCAGGGCGGCCUGCGCGGGGACCUCCCCCACGGCGCCGGCAAGUUCCUCUGGACCGACGGCAGCAUGUACGAGGGCUCCUGGCGCCGCGGCCGCGCGUCCGGGCGCGGCAAGUUCUCGUGGACCUCCGGCGCCACCUACGAGGGCGACUUCGCCGGCGGCUACAUGCACGGCCACGGCACCUACAUCGGCGAGUUCGGGGACACUUUCGCGGGGCUCUGGGCCGGCAACCUCCGCCACGGCCGUGGCACGCAGGCGUACGCCAACGGCGACGUGUACGACGGCCACUGGCGCGACGGCCUGCAGGACGGCCACGGCCGCUACAUCUGGCGCCAGGGCCACGAGUACAUCGGCACCUGGAGGGCCGGCGACAUGCACGGCUGCGGCACCGUCAUCUGGGCCGACGGCGACCGCUACGACGGCGCCUGGGAGGACGCCAAGCCCAAGGGCCAGGGCACCUUCCGCUGGGCCGACGGCGGCAUGUACAUCGGCACCUGGUGCGAGGAGUCCGGCGCCGUGCACGCCGACGGCGUCUACUACCCGCCGUCCGGCGGCCCCGCCGUGCCCGUGCCCCGCGAGCCCUGCGAGCCCAUCACGGCGCUGCUCCAGGAGCUCGAGGGCUGCGAGGGGAAGAAGGCGUCGCUGAUGCCGUCGCACAAGAUACUGACCUGGCCCGGGGUGGAGGCCGUGCAGAAGAAGCCGGUGUGGCGGCCGCCCAAGGUUACCGCCGCCGCCGACCAGGGGAGGAUGUCGAGCGCGAGCAGGAGGAUGAGCAGCGCGUCCUUGGACAUGGACAGCCUGCAGGCCGAGGCUGCUGCUGCUGCUGCUGAGAGCGACGAGACGAGGACGGACAGGUCGUGCUUGCGGACGUCGUCGUGCAUGCGGACGCCGCCGAGGCCAGGGAAGAAGCAGGGGGAGACCAUAUCCAAGGGGCACAGGAAUUAUGAGCUCAUGCUCAACCUGCAGCUUGGCAUUAGGCAUGCUGUUGGAAGGCAGUCAGCGCCAACUUCGCUGGAUCUUAAAUCAUCAGCAUUUGAUCCGAAAGAGAAGGUGUGGACAAGAUUUCCUCCUGAAGGAUCAAAGCAUACUCCUCCACACCAAUCAGGCGAUUUUCGGUGGAAGGACUACUGCCCCCUGGUUUUCAGGACUUUGCGCAAGCUCUUCGAUGUCGACCCUGCUGAUUACAUGCUCUCCAUUUGCGGGGAUGAGGCGCUCAGGGAACUUUCAUCGCCAGGGAAAAGUGGAAGUUUCUUUUACCUCACAAAUGAUGACAAGUACAUGAUCAAAACAAUGAAGAAAUCAGAAGUUAAAGUGCUGCUUAGGAUGCUUCCAUCCUAUUAUAAACAUGUCCGUGCUUUUGAACAUACUCUAUUAACUAAAUUCUUUGGUCUGCACUGUGUUAAACUUACCGGAGCUAUUCAGAAAAAGGUCCGAUUUGUUAUAAUGGGGAAUCUUUUCUGCUCCAAUUAUACAAUCCAUAGGCGCUUUGAUUUGAAAGGAUCUUCACAUGGUCGCAUGACAGACAAACCCAUUGAUCAAAUUAGCGAGCAUACAACGCUUAAGGAUCUUGAUCUUAAUUUCAUUUUCCGACUAGAAGGAUCUUGGUUUCAAGAAUUCUGCAGGCAAGUGGACAAAGAUUGUGAAUUAUUGGAGCAGGAGAGGAUCAUGGAUUAUAGUCUUUUGGUUGGUAUUCACUUCAAGGACAGAUGCAAAGACAGCAGCAAUCCUGACAAUGGACCACCUCAUACAGCCGCAGAAGAUUCUGAGGAAACUAGAAACAAACCACUAAAACUAGGGAUUUGCAUGCCCUCAAGGGUGGAGAACAUAGUGAAGAAUCCCGAAAGUGAAUCUUUGCUCAUCGGUGAGCUCACAGGCGAAUUUCAGGAUGUCUUCUUGUUCUUUGGAAUCAUUGACAUCCUGCAAGACUACGAUAUUAGUAAGAAGCUCGAGCAUGCUUACAAAUCCAUGCAAUACGAUCCUAACUCCAUAUCGGCCGUUGACCCAAAGCAAUAUUGCAAGAGAUUCAGGGAUUUCAUAUUCAGGGCUUUCACAGAAGAGGUACAAUAACUAGUUAAUUGACAGAGGAUGGACAUAUCUAAUUUAAGGGGUUAACAAUUCUUUGGUGGAUUUUUGUGUCCACGCUCCAGUAAUUUUUGUAGGUAACAUCAUUGAUACACUGUUGUAGAUGAAACACGUAAAUAGUGCGGCAAUUUCCUCUUCUCUUGUAGAUUUUGUACAUUUUUAAACAUUUUGUUGCGUAAUUAGAUGUAGCAUAAAUUUAACCAUGUCAUGUAAAGGAUGUAGCUAGAUGAUGUGGCCAUUUCUUCAAUGUUUUGUAACUAUAUUUCGUUCCGAAGAUUUAAUCUGUUCUUCCAAUAGAAAAAGAUCAUGAGAUAUGUAUUAGAUUAUAAAAACUUCGA